AGACUUUCUUAAAGGGCAGCUAUAAAAUAACGUUUACUUUCAAUAAUAAUAUCAGUGGGUAAAAAGCAGCGCCAGUACCAAUAAGUAAAAUUAUGCGUUUUCUAAUAAUUUUGGCAUUCGCUACUGUAGUGGUAGGUAGUAAAGAUUUGCUAACUUCCAAGGCCUAUGAUGUAGAUCAACAUGUUUUGGAACUCUUGGAAGGCAAGCAACGCAUAGAUUUACUUGAGGCUGACGAUGAUGGUGUAGUAGAAAUUGGCCCACGUUUCAUAUUGUCUUGGCAAAUACGGCGGCUUUUACGCAAAUUGGCCUUGCAAAUGCCUUGCGGCUGGCCUGAAUAUGGAAUACCACCAUUAGCACCUUUAAAAUUACGUGAAGGAGAAUUACAUUUUGAAAAGGGCCCUUUAAACACUACCGAUAAAAUCACUCGCUUUCGUAUUGAUGGUUUGGAUAAAUUUAAAAUUAAAAAAUUUAAACUUAAUAUGUUCACCUCAAAAAUCACUUUUGACUUUUUGUUCCGCUAUCUACAGGCUUCGGCUGACGAUUAUGAGACUGAUACCAUUUUAAACGCCUUGCGCGAAUUAGGUUUAUUUGUCAAAUACGAAGGUAGCGGAGAUAUGAAGUUUGGCUUAAAAAAUGUACGCAUAGCGGGUGUCCUGAGGUAUAACAUGCCUAUACUUUGGGGUUCUAUUAAAAUUACAUCCUUGCGUACAGAAAUUUCUUUAGAAAAAUGCAAUUCUGAGAUUCAUGGCUUAUUGGGUAAUGGUAGUAUUAACAAAUUCGUCAAUCGUCAAGUGGAAAAUUUGGUUGAAACAUUGUUAAAUGAGAACCAAGACACUCUAGCUGAUUUGAUUGAAGACAACUUAGUACCGAUUGCUAAUAAAAUCUUGAAAGGUACUGAUUUUUGGGCACUUAUUGAUUGGAUAUUCUCAAGUGACGAGAACGAAGACGAUCCUAUUGUUAGUGACUGCAUACCACCAACUGAUCCUUGGGCGUAAGGAAGCCCUUUUUUUAGCCUUCUCUUUUCGGCUUGGUAUUAUUUUAUUUGUGAUUUAAGCAAAAUUUAAGAAAUUCUAUACAAGAUUUAAUGCUCUUUUUGAACUUUUUA
Glossina fuscipes is the source of this 1105-nucleotide messenger RNA. RefSeq lists its product as uncharacterized. NCBI's taxonomy places the organism in Eukaryota, Metazoa, Arthropoda, Insecta, Diptera, Glossinidae. The coding region runs from base 93 to 995 and encodes 300 amino acids. The transcript has 3 exons. The record is from RefSeq and is a predicted model, not a curated record.